UGAGCUUUGGAGCUCAGUACCUAAAGCAAAGUAAAUGUCGUAGCCUCUCUCUACUUCCAACAUACCACAUUCACUCCAAACUACGCAUAGCUCUCGACCGAACGACCCCAUACCCUUCUUUUAGUUUAGAGACGGUCUCCCUUAUAAAUCUUUCAAAAUGUUUAUGGCAAGAUCUGAAUACGACCGGGGUAUCAAUACCUUCUCCCCGGAGGGACGUCUCUUCCAGGUUGAAUACUCGCUCGAGGCAAUCAAGCUCGGCUCGACGGCGAUCGGCGUCGCAACAUCGGAGGGCGUCGUCCUGGGCGUAGAGAAGCGCGUGACGUCGACGCUGCUGGAGACCUCGUCCGUCGAGAAGAUCGUCGAGAUCGACCGCCACAUCGGGUGCGCCAUGUCCGGGCUGCAGGCCGACGCCCGCAGCAUGGUCGAGCACGCCCGCGUCGAGUGCCAGAGCCACAACUUCAACUACAACGAGAACCUGCGCGUCGAGAGCUGCACCCAGGCCAUCUGCGACCUCGCCCUGCGCUUCGGCGAGAGCGCCGAUGGCGAGGAGAGCAUCAUGAGUCGGCCCUUCGGCGUCGCCCUUUUGAUCGCUGGCUACGACGAGGAUGGCCCCCAGCUCUACCACGCCGAACCCAGCGGUACCUUCUAUCGCUACGACGCCAAGGCCAUCGGCUCCGGAAGCGAGGGCGCACAAGCAGAAUUGCAAAAUGAAUACCACAAGUCCCUUACGAUCACAGAUGCGGAGACGCUAGUCUUGAAGACGUUGAAGCAAGUGAUGGAGGAGAAGCUCGACUCCAAGAAUGUCCAGUUGGCGAGCGUAACUAAGGAGCGGGGCUUCAGGAUAUACACGGACGAGGAAAUGGCCCAAGUCGUGGAGAGACUACCUGCUAACUAAGAGGAGGGUCGGAGAAUUACCUAAGGCUGCGGCGAGCUCUGGUACUAGCAGAAUAAUAAUCUAGUACCGAAUAGACAAGGGGUUAAGACAAAAGAUUCUACCCCGUUAAGCUUGAUAGCUCUCGAGGUUUUCUAAGAAAGGUGGACUUUAUAUUAAGUAUCACCAAAUCCUCCGAUGUGCUAUCUUAUACAAACAAGCCGUCUGCCGUCGAUCCCUCCUCUUUGAGUUAUUUCUCCCUUACAUACCUAGGG
Daldinia vernicosa is the source of this 1146-nucleotide messenger RNA. RefSeq names its product nucleophile aminohydrolase. Gene Ontology annotation, cellular component: proteasome core complex; proteasome core complex, alpha-subunit complex; nucleus. The transcript has 4 exons. Gene Ontology annotation, biological process: proteasome-mediated ubiquitin-dependent protein catabolic process. The record is from RefSeq and is a predicted model, not a curated record. Lineage: Eukaryota; Fungi; Ascomycota; Sordariomycetes; Xylariales; Hypoxylaceae. Bases 158 to 895 code for a protein of 245 amino acids.